Spizellomyces punctatus DAOM BR117 is the source of this 885-nucleotide messenger RNA. RefSeq lists its product as uncharacterized. The transcript has 3 exons. The record is from RefSeq and is a predicted model, not a curated record. Lineage: Eukaryota; Fungi; Chytridiomycota; Chytridiomycetes; Spizellomycetales; Spizellomycetaceae. Gene Ontology annotation, biological process: lipid homeostasis. Gene Ontology annotation, cellular component: membrane. Bases 44 to 814 code for a protein of 256 amino acids.
CAACGAUUCCGCUGUUGUCGUUGUUCUGGCAAUUCCUUUAGCGAUGGCGUUGAGCAGGUUCGACAGAAAGCUUGCGUAUGUGCAAGCGGGCUCCGGUCUAGCAUUUUCAACCUUCUCUUGUUUACAUCUGGCUGGACAUUUGUCCGCGAAUAUACGCUUUUCUCUGGCAGAUUCUGCCCUAAUCGCCUUCAGAGAAUAUUACCAGCACCCUUUUAUAGAGCCUUUUCUUAUCGGUGUCUCCCUCGUUGCACACAUCGGCUCGAGUGUCGCCAGAGUCUACAUCAGGCGUGCAGCCAAAGCUCAGAGAACAAGCAAGAAAGUUGUAAUCGAGGAGAAAGCACAAGAUGGUGGAGCAGCUGCCUGGCCGACCAUGGCCACGGCCCUUCGUGAAUUGAAUUGGCAUCGAUACACCGGAUAUAUCCUCACGAGUUUCAUCGGCGUACAUGUCUGGGCCACACGAAUAACACCGUUAAAAAUAUUUCCCGAUCCUUCAAUCGUAGAUAUGAGUUGGUUGACAAGCACUCUACGCAAUGUACCUUUCCUCUUCCCGCCCUACUACUUUGCACUUGGAACAGCGGGCAUCUAUCAUACUUUAUACGGUGUCCACCGAGCUCUUUGCACGCUGCAAUUGCUCCCGCGUUCCCGGCGUAUUGAACCCGGCAGGUGGACCGCCGUCAUGUAUGUUUCGGCCGCGCUUAUGGUUUCCACCAUUAUGGCGAUCGCGGGUGUUUAUGAGACAGUUCCUAUUCCGCUUGCCGCAAAAUGGGAGCAGCUGGACAAAGCUAUCAUGGGUGUCUAUUUGAAAAGCCUCUAACACGAAGCAUCGGCCAUAGAUCUAAACUAUUGACAUUUAAUACACUCGUACACUAUGUGCAGUUCGUGGGC